GCAUCCUCACACUCGCACAAUCAGCCAAGAUGUCUACGUUCAAGCAGGAACCACACAAACUUCUUGUCAUCCCCGGGCCCAUCGAAGUUACCGAUGAAGUGCUCUACGCGAACGCGCACCCGUCCAUGUCCCACGUCUCCCCCGACUUCAUCCCCGUCUUCGGCGACUGCCUACGCAUGACGCGCCAGGUCCUCUACACCACCACCGCCCAGCCCUUCCUCAUCUCCGGCUCAGGCACCCUCGGCUGGGACCAGGUCUCGGCCAACCUCGUCGAGCCCGGCGAGAACGUCCUGGUGCUGAACAGCGGCUACUUCGGAGAUAGCUUCACGGACUGCUUGCAGACGUACGGCGCGACAGUAGACCAACUCCAUGCGCCCUUCGGCGCAGCCGUAGACCUCAAGACGCUCGAGGUCGCGCUCCACAGCAAGUCGUACAAGCUCGUCGCGUUCACGCACGUCGAUACCUCCACUGGCGUACUUUCCGACGCAAAGGGCAUCGCAGAAGUCGUCAAGCGAGUCUCCCCAGACACACUAACUGUGCUAGAUGGUGUGUGCUCGGUCGCGAGCGAAGAGAUCCAGAUGGACGCGUGGGGGAUCGAUGUUGUCCUUACCGCGAGCCAAAAGGGCCUCGGGACGCCACCUGGGCUCAGUAUCCUCGUCGCGAGCCAGAAGGCCAUCAAGGUCUUCGAGACGCGUAAGAGCCCCGUGACCUCGUACUACGCGAGCUGGAAGAAGUGGCUCCCAAUUAUGCGCGCAUACGAGGCCGGGUCCGCCGCGUACUUCGCGACGCCGCCCGUGAACCUCAUCUACGCAUACAACGCGUCGCUCACUGCGAUCACGCAGAAAUCGCCCUCGCUCGCGGACCGCUUCCGCCUGCACAAGGAUGCGUCCGCGCGCAUAAAGAGCGAGGCCGAGGCGCUCGGGUUCCGGCAGCUCGCGGUCGACCCUACGCUCGCUGCGAACGGCAUGACCGCGCUGUACUUCCCCGACGGGCUCGUCGCGUCGGACCUGCUCCCGCGCCUCGCGAAGCGCGACAUCGUCGUCGCGGGCGGGCUACACAAGGACUACAAGGAGAAGUACUUCCGUAUCGGCCACAUGGGCGUGUCCGUCGUCGACGCGCAGCGCGGAGACAUCGACCGGGUCAUCGCGGCGCUGAAGGAAAGCCUGGCGGAAGCAAAAGCCAGCAAGAACGUGUAAGAACCAGAGCAGCAGUGCCCCCUCCCCGUGUAAUAGAAUCGUAUACCUUGAGCUCAUCGCCCGCCCGUACGGUUGUCAUGUGCUUCCCGACCUAAAACGAAAACGAAACGAAAAC
Molecule: messenger RNA, 1311 nt
Organism: Trametes versicolor FP-101664 SS1
Lineage: Eukaryota; Fungi; Basidiomycota; Agaricomycetes; Polyporales; Polyporaceae
Product: PLP-dependent transferase
Exons: 12
Coding region: 30-1196 (388 amino acids)
Cellular component (GO): peroxisome
Molecular function (GO): L-alanine:glyoxylate transaminase activity; L-serine:pyruvate transaminase activity
Source: RefSeq, a predicted model, not a curated record